Messenger RNA from Electrophorus electricus (electric eel), 1701 nucleotides. It is a transcript of the gene nkx6-2, whose product is annotated as NK6 homeobox 2. Lineage: Eukaryota; Metazoa; Chordata; Actinopteri; Gymnotiformes; Gymnotidae. The record is from RefSeq and is a predicted model, not a curated record. Gene Ontology annotation, cellular component: nucleus. Gene Ontology annotation, molecular function: DNA-binding transcription factor activity, RNA polymerase II-specific; RNA polymerase II cis-regulatory region sequence-specific DNA binding. Gene Ontology annotation, biological process: cell differentiation; regulation of transcription by RNA polymerase II.
ACCAAGAAAUGCGCACCAUCAAAACCACUAAAACGCCGCAUCCCAUCAUCCGACUUCCGAGUGGAUUCCCGAUAAGGACGCAUGCGGUGAACACUCAAGUAACACUUUCAGAACGAAAGACACACUUUUGACCAGGAUGCUCGGGCGAGCGUUUUCUUUUUAAAACUCUUUUCCAGCCCUGUAACAUCUGGUGUGUUGAUCAGCGCUAGAUCUUCGCUCGUGUGCACUCACAGUUGUCACAACUUGUUCGUUUAGUUUCUAGGAUAUAUAUAUAUAUUUUUAUUUUUGCGCGUUUACUUCGUGGUUCAUGCUUACAAAUGUUAGCUGUUGGGCAAAUGGAUGCGAACAGGCAGAGUGCUUUCGUCCUGAGCAGUACGCCGCUGGCAGCGUUACACAACAUGACCGAGAUGAAGACCUCCUUAUUCCCUUACACUCUACAGAAUCCCACGGGCUUCAAGGCACCUUCUCUUACCAAUCUGAAUUCACAGAUCCCUUUGGGAACGCCACAUGGAAUUAGCGAUAUCCUAGGAAGACCCAUCACCACGGCCGGACAACUGCUCUCCAGCUUUCCCCGGAUAAACGGCUUGGCAACCUCCGCUGGAAUGUAUUUUAACCCCGCGGCAGUGUCUCGGUACCCAAAGCCGCUAACUGAGCUCCCCGGCAGGGCGCCCAUAUUCUGGCCAGGCGUAAUGCAGAGUUCACCGUGGAGGGAUCCGCGGGUCCCCUGUCCUGCACAAGCAAAUAUAAUGUUGGACAAAGAUGGAAAGAAGAAACACUCCAGACCAACUUUUUCAGGCCAACAAAUUUUUGCCCUGGAAAAAACCUUUGAACAGACUAAAUACCUCGCCGGUCCAGAGAGAGCACGCCUUGCGUACUCUUUGGGAAUGACCGAGAGCCAAGUCAAGGUGUGGUUUCAGAACAGAAGGACCAAAUGGAGGAAGAAGCACGCAGCGGAAAUGGCGACGGCCAAAAAGAAACACGACUCUGAAACGGAGAAGAUGAAAGAAAGCUCAGACAACGAGGACGACGACGAGUACAACAAACCGCUAGAUCCGAACUCGGAUGAUGAAAAAAUCACGAGACUGCUAAAAAAGCACAAGGCAUCGAAUGUGGCCCUCAUCAGUCCGUGCAGCAACAGCUCGGACACUUUGUGAUGGCUUUUGCUACAGAGCAGAGACUCUCCUCCAAGACGCUUUCGAAGCUGACCUAAGCAGGGUAUAUACACUGUCCAAACUAAGACAGAACAGGCGCUUGUUUGCUGGUGUGAAUGCAGUGUGUUGUACACAUGCAGAUGUAAGUGAGAUGUAUAUAUUUUCUACUGAGUAAAUUAUGUUAUUAAACCGCCAGAAGGACACGGACACUUUACCAUUGCGCAGUCGGUCCCUGUCAGCAAUUCUAAUUUCGCUCUGUCGCUGAAUAACGAAGCUUAACUACUUCGCCAACUUUUACGAUUUGAAACCCUAUACAGGUACAAUGUAUAAAGGCCAGUGUUGUAAAUUAUUAUGUAAAUAGAAUUUGUUUUAACAGUGUCCUCGUCGGCCGGUUACUUUCAUUUGAAGGACUUUAUGUUUUACCACCACCAACAAAAAUAGAUACAGAUGGAGCGUUAAAUAUUGAAAUAAGAGAAUAUUAUUGCUUCCGUGCUGAAGGAAGAAGACAUUUGUAUUAUCAAUAAAUUAUUUAACAAGCUUAUGUUUUAAA